Odobenus rosmarus divergens (Pacific walrus) is the source of this 745-nucleotide messenger RNA. Its product is annotated as 60S ribosomal protein L12-like. The transcript has 2 exons. The record is from RefSeq and is a predicted model, not a curated record. The coding region runs from base 1 to 699 and encodes 232 amino acids. NCBI's taxonomy places the organism in Eukaryota, Metazoa, Chordata, Mammalia, Carnivora, Odobenidae.
AUGGCCCGUUUGGGAGAUCCACAGGUGAGGCAUCCCCAGCAGCUCAUGGACAGGCCUCCUGAUGGAAUCCACAAUGCAGUUAGCAGGAUCCAUAACCACAUUCCUUUAAUGCCUUCUGAGACUCCUAUCAGCUACUCUCCCAGCAUCUUCCAUCCCCCCAGUUAUGCAGCUCACAAUGCAGUACUGUAUAUGGCCCCUCCGCCAUGCCGACAAGUUCGACCCCAACGAGGUCAAAGUCGGUACCUGAGGCGCACCGGUGGCGAAGUCGGUGCCACGUCUGCCCUGGCCCCGACGAUAGGCCCGCUGGGUCUGUCUCCAAAAAAGGUUGGUGAUGACAUCGCCAGGGCAACCGGUGAUUGGAGGGGUCUAAGGAUUACGGUGAAACUGACCGUUCAGAACAGACAGCCCCAGAUUGAAGUGCUACCUUCUGCCUCUGCCCUGAUUAUCAAAGCCUUCAAGGAACCACCCAGAGACAGAAAGAAGCAGAAAAACAUUAAGCACAGUGGAAAUAUCACUUUUGAUGAGAUUGUCAAUAUUGCCCGACAGAUGCGACACCAGUCUUUAGCCAGAGAACUCUCUGGAACCAUUAAAGAGAUCCUGGGGCCUGCCCAGUCUGUGUGCUGCAAUGUAGAUGGCCGCCACCCUCAUGACAUCAUAGAUGACAUCAACAGUGGUGCGCUGGAAUGCCCGGCUAAUUAACUACAAAGGAAAAUGUUUCAAUAAAAGAUCAUUUGACAAACAAAAA